AUGAAUACCACUAACCAAACCACGAUGAUCAUGGAACCCAACUCACAUCAUGAUCCAUCAACAAGUGCCUCAAACUAUAGCUACAUCUACCAAAUGAUCAUCUCAUUCACUCUAAUCUCAAUCCAAGCAUCAACCCUACACCCAACCUUCAUCAAAUCAAACUUAUCAAAAUACAUAAGAAUAAGUUUAACACCCAUCAAUUUCUAUUUAUUUUUUACAUCACCUUUUAGAUCGAAUUCUAGAUUACCUAGCAGUUUUGAUACAUUUCAAAAAUUAGGUUUCGGUUCUAAUUCGAUUAUAUUUGCUAUUAAAUCAUUAGAAUUUGGGUUUUCUAAAAAAUCUUAUUAUGUUAGAAAAAUUGAAAAGAAUGAAAAGGAUGGAAGUUUGGAAUGGAAUCAGGUUAAAGAUUUAGAUAGGUUAAAGGAUUUGAAAAAGGCUCAGGAAGAAGAAGGUCCGGUUGGGUUUACUAAGUUGGUUUGGUGGACGAUUUUAAAUUUAACUUCGUUCAGAGGAUUGCAAUUUACUUUUGGACCCACUGCAAAAGCCAACAAUUACACAAUCCAAGAGUUGUUCAAAAGGUUAAUAAAAGUCUCCAUCGCAUUACUUAUCUCAGGUUUAAUUAUCCUACAAACCCAUCGUUCUCCCCUACAAACACCCAUGUCAGCCUUAACUUCAUACGGAAUUCCAAACAUAUGGAUCAUAAGUUUAAUUUCAGAAUGGAUCCAUAGAAUAAGUUUUGGAAUCUGUUUAUCAAGUUCCAUAGAUUUACAAUUCACAUCCUUAACGAUCUCAUUUCAUUUCAUACACAAAUUCUUGACCCGAUUUCCAAAUUAUUUUUCAUCCGAUUUCUUAGAAUUAAUUAAUCCAAUUUAUUAUCCUCCUAUAUUUAAUUCUCCUCAUCUAUCUAAUUCUUUAAACGAUUUAUGGAGUCAUAGAUGGCAUCCAAUCUUAAAAAGAUCUUUUUUAACUUUAGGUGGUAAACCUACUUUUUGGUUUUUUAAUCAAUUCUUAGGAUUGAAUUUUAAACUUUCUCAACUUGCUGGUUUGAUCGGUACUUUUCUUGCAAGUGGAUCUUACAUGAAUAUGCUGUCUGUGCUUUACUACAUCCAGUUAAUCCAUUAG
Melampsora larici-populina 98AG31 is the source of this 1122-nucleotide messenger RNA. RefSeq lists its product as uncharacterized. NCBI's taxonomy places the organism in Eukaryota, Fungi, Basidiomycota, Pucciniomycetes, Pucciniales, Melampsoraceae. The record is from RefSeq and is a predicted model, not a curated record. The transcript has 3 exons. Gene Ontology annotation, biological process: lipid metabolic process. The coding region runs from base 1 to 1122 and encodes 373 amino acids.